AUGCAGCGCAGGAAAAUACCCUCAGAUAGCCGAGAUGACGUUAACAGGCUGCUAGAGAAGUUUAGGAAAAUAUGUGGCCAGAAAUGUGAAGUUGAGAUUGAUCAUUCUGUUCACUUCCACUUUCAACCAGAAUUCCCAGGAGAAAAAAUUCAUCCGUCGGUAUUUGGAAAAUUGUUGCAACACGAACAACAGACAACUGAGAAACUGAGUAAAACUCCAGAAAAAGUAACAAAGACAUUUUCUGAUCAGUCAACACAGACUAAUUUAGGAGUUUUCCCCAGUACGACAAUGGCUCCAUUUUUCAAUGUUUCAGUACCACCACCCAGUGCUAAUGCAAUUUCUUCACCUUCUACACUGCAGCCAAGUACAGUCAGUCAAGCUUGCAGGAGUUCAGGGAUGCAAAUGCCUUUACCAAUUGAUGAGCUGUACGGUAUAGGAAAUCAGGGAAUUGGUCAAAGCGCUAAUCCAUUUAUGAGUCAACUCAUGAGUCAAGGUAUGAGUGGGCCUAGCUCCCAGCCUUGUGGUAACCUGGGUUUCCCUAUGCGCCCAGGAAGAGUAAGUUCUCCCCCACCUGGGUUCCUUGUCAACUCCCAGCCAUUGCCUGUAAUACCUGAGGUCCCUUUCAAUUCCGAUUUGUUACACAGUGUUCCUCCAGUACCUAUCUGCACUCCACAGACUGCUUACCUGCCGCCUAACCAGUUCUUUACAACCAUGCCAGAAUAUAACACUCAAACGCAUGCAGGGUGCCCUUACAGUGGGUCACAAACUUUAUCUUACAGUACUGAUCAGUUGCAGAUUCCUAGCAGUGUCAGUGGUCAGGAAUCAACGCCCCAAUGUAAAGCUACUGAAACUACCAUUGGAUGUAGAAAAACACCUGGACUUGUAGUAAAUCAUAGUGUAAGUGGUGCAGAGUUUCCUGAGAAAGCCAUUGAAAGACUGAAGCCUAUACUGGAAAAUGAGAUUGAAAAAAGGGAGGAUACAUGUGAUAAUGUUGCAGAUAUCCCUUUACCUGUUGGUCCAAGUUUGCCAAAUAAGAAAGCUGGGCACCAGGAGGAAAAAAAAAACGUUCCCUCCAACGAAAAAAUCAAGGUAAAAGACAUUCCAUUGCCAAAAGAGCCAUGUCUGACUAACUGUAACAAGGAUACCAAUGAAAAUAAUGAGCUAGAAAAGGACAUGACAGAAGAAGUGGAAGAUGAUUGCAGUGAAUUAGGUAGAUCAGGAAAAGUGAACCACAACGCCAAACCAAAGUGCAUUAGAAGUGUAGAUCAUAUGACUCUCGACCUGAAGAAGAUAAAUUCGAAACUUCUUAAAUCCAAGUUCAUUGAAAUAGAAAAGGCCCAAAUGCUGGUAAGUGAGACAAGUGGUUGUGUUUUGGAAGAUUUUGUAAGAGAUGGAAGUUUAAGAAAGGAUGAGGUCGAAUCAGAUGUUAAAAAUGUUGAAAUUAAAUCACAAGCAGAUGUGAAAGAUGCAUCACAAACAACAAAUUGCAUGGACAAAUCUGAGACAGAAAGUGAUCCUCUUUUACAAGUUAAUGAUGAGACUAAAGCAUCCGUUAGUGUUUUUGAGAGAACAAAAGAAACAGUAGAAGACAUAAGGCCUCUAAGAAGACCGAUGAUAAGUUCAAGUGUUCCUGAUGAGAACAAAAUGGUUCAGAAUGCUGAGGAAGACUCGGUCCGAGGUGAUAUAACAGCUGGAAGUGCAAGUGUUGAGCAUAAGUCUGUAGAUAACAUGUACAUCAAACAAGAACCGGCCGACGAGUCAAUUGGAAAAGAUGUAAGUCAAGUAGAAAAUGAUAACAAAGCAGCAUCUCUUGAAUCAAAAAGUAAUGUUGAUAAGAGUAUAAAUACUUCGGUUUCAAAAGUGGACAGUUUCAAUAAUGAUUUAAAUCCAGGUCUUUUGAAAAAAGCUCCAACUCUCAGGGAAGUGGUUAAACAAAUGCAUGGCCCGACAGCAUCUGACAUGAACUUAGAAACUUUGAAAUCUCAGACAAGUUGGUGUAAAGAUUACCUUAAAAAGACAUUAACAUCGGUUGAAAAUGAAAGUUGGGAUUUAGAGAUUGAUUUAGAUAAAGAAAAUGAUGUGAAGAAAGGAAUUGACAGUCAACCAAGGACAAUGACUAAGCACGAUGAUUCACAGGGUCAAGACUUGAAGAAAGUUGUUAAGGCUGAAAAAGAUGAUGCACAAACUGAGGCUGAAGGAAUAUUGGCAGUUAAGAAGAAUUUUGGAAAUGUUCAAAAUGUUGUCAGAAAAUCAGUGCCGACAAGAGUCGACCACAGUCAAAGUGCUCUUAAUACUCUAUCUUGUAUAACCUCGACAGAAAGUUGGGAUGCUGUUUUGGACGAUGAAGAGAAUUUGGUGAAAAAGAAAGAUUUGAGUAAAACCAAUUCAAUUGUGAAUGAUUUUACAACAAAAUCAGUAUCACAAGAUGCUAUGAAAGUCGAGACAAGACCUUAUGGCACUCAGCAAAGAGAAGCUGAUUCAUCAGAUAAAAUCAAGAAUAUAGAAGUUAUUGUAACAACGAAGAAACCCAGCCAACCUGAGCCAGGCAGAGGAGUGUACAGCUGUUUGAAGAGUGUUUUGGACUGCAACCAGGAGAAGGUUGGAACUGGGUCAAGCCUGAGACUGGGACCACUACAGGCCCACUGGAACAAGAUCUCAAUGUCACAUUCUAAAAAGUGCAAGGUGCGUGGAAAGUACCUGUUACAGUGUUCAGCGGACCUCCACUUUCCUAUUGGUGUAAGCUCCAACAGUGCAGGGGAGGUUAUUAUUGCUGACACUGGAAACCACUGCAUCAAGAGUUUCUCCCCUUCUGGUGAACUCCUCAAUGUAUUUGGAAAAGAAGUGUUUCCGGCUAUGAUGCGACCUUCUGCCAUUGUUGUAAAUGACCAGGAUGACAUCUUUGUGAAGGACGAUAUCUGUAUACGAGUUUUUGACAAAGACGGAACCUUCCAGAGAAACAUUGCUGAAAAGACAUUCAAGAAACCAUUUGGUCUUGUGCUGGCCCCCAAUGGUCGACUAGUUGUCUUGGAGACCGUGCUCUCCUCCCCGUGUCUUGUCCAUGUGUCCCAGGACGGCAAGAACACAUGGAGGUUUCAGUUCUCUCCCCUCAUUCAUCCUGUCGUUGACCUACGCUCUAGCAAGUGUCGAUUCUUGGGCAUCUCAGAAAAUCAUGUGAUUGUCAGUGACCUCGGUGCGAGCGUGCUGUACAUGACGACCCUGGAGGGAGUGUUAACAAGGACACUUGGAGGUUACGGUACCGGCCCCACGCAGUUGUUCGAGCCAUCUGGGAUCUCUGUGGACAACUACGGUAACUUCCUGGUCGGCGAUAGCAAGAACAACAGGAUUCAGAUGUACCGGCAUGACGGGACCCACAUGGGUGUUCUGGAGUUGGACAAGUUUGUGCGCCGACCCUCGGGCAUCCACUUGACAUCAGACCAUCGCCUGCUGGUGGUCAACUUCCUGAACCACAGCAUUAUGGUCUUCCAGCUGGAGUCCUCAUAGGCAGCAAAUCGAGAACAUUCUAAUCUUAAACAGCCUUUGAAAAACUACCUUAUAUAUCCUAAAGAUUAAAGUGUAUAUGAGUUUUUGAUGUCUAAAAUGGUGCAGUUUUUCUCCCUGGCAGCUCUAUGAUAAUUGCUAAAUUCCAAUUUAAA
Molecule: messenger RNA, 3653 nt
Organism: Mya arenaria
Lineage: Eukaryota; Metazoa; Mollusca; Bivalvia; Myida; Myidae
Exons: 8
Coding region: 1-3501 (1166 amino acids)
Biological process (GO): negative regulation of translation; proteasome-mediated ubiquitin-dependent protein catabolic process; protein polyubiquitination
Molecular function (GO): ubiquitin protein ligase activity; protein binding; translation repressor activity
Source: RefSeq, a predicted model, not a curated record